Pelagomonas calceolata is the source of this 2049-nucleotide messenger RNA. The record is from the annotation of a GenBank genome assembly. Lineage: Eukaryota; Pelagophyceae; Pelagomonadales; Pelagomonadaceae.
GGCAGCUGGCAGCCGGCCUUUUGCUCGGCUGCCCCGCUGCCCCGCGGCACCAUGGAGAAGGAGAUCUCCAGCCAGAAGCUCGCGUCCACCGAGAAGCGCGUCCUGGCCUACUCCGACCUCGGCUUCGCGGUGCAUGACAAGAAAACAAAACAACUCAAGAGCAUUUUACAGGAUGUCUCGGGGCGCGUCGAGCGGGCGCGCGUGUUGGCUAUCUUGGGGCCGUCGGGAGCCGGCAAGACGACGCUGCUGUCGUUGUUGACGUUGCGGGCGCCUUCUGGCGAGGCGACCGGUGUGACGACGCUCGGCGGACGACCGCUGACGCCCGCAUUGUUCCGGAAGCAGUGCUUCUACGUCGCCCAGUCGGCGGAGGAGGCCGCCUGGCCGACACUCACACCUCGAGAACAGCUCACUUAUGCGAAAAUAUUAUUCGAGGCCGCCGGUGCCGACAAAGAGGAAGGGCGGGUCAAUGCCGUGUUAAAACAACUUGGUUUAGAAUCUUGUGCCGAUACCGUAGUAGGACAUGAAUUAGUGCGGGGUGGCCUAAGUGGCGGCCAGAAAAAAAGAUUAGCUGUUGCCGUCGCGUUGAUAAAAAGAGCAGUGUGCAUGUUCCUCGACGAACCUACGUCUGGGUUGGAUGCUGCUGCUGCUCUCAGAACCGCAACCGCUUUUAGGGAGGUGGCCGACAGCGACGAUCUCAUAGUGGUUGUGACGAUCCACCAGCCCUCUACAAGUGUAUUUGCAACCUUCGACCAGUUACUACUUUUGAGUGAAGGCCGCACGGCGUAUCGGGGCGAAGCGUCUUCAGCAACGGACUACUUCGCGAAGCUAGACCACCCCCUACCACCACUCACGAACCCGGCGGACUUUUUACUUGACUUGGUCAACAGUGACUUCGUCGACAAAAAGGAGGUGACGCGCCUGCUGGACGCCUGGGCUUCAGCUCAUACGAACGGUGCCAUCGACGUCGUCGAAAAAGGUGGUGAAGACAACUGGGGGUUGACGCCUACUUUAUGUAAUACCUUCGUGCCCGUGUUCCGGAGGCAGUCUACCUUACUAUCGAGAGAUGUGUUAACGUUGGGCAUACGAGCGGUAUGCUUCCUGAUGGGCAACCUCUACUUCUCGGCCGUGUAUGUCGAGAGCAGGCAGCGCCACCAGGACCAGGUCGCGAAUCGAUUUUGGCUCAUCAUCUGGUACAUUGGGGUCCCGGCGCAAGUCACUGCAUUGUUGGUGUUCGCGCUGAAUCUGGAAGCCAGAAUCGUGCGAACGGAGGUGGCCAACGGCAUGGUGGCGCCUUCCGCUUACUUAGCGGCGCGGGCGGUCUUGGAGAUACCUCUAGUCAUCUUCCUGGCCUUGGUAGCUCUCGGAUUGCCGGCCUUCGCCUGCAUGAACUUUAUGGCCGGGGACCGCUUCUUCACGACGACCGCCCUCUUCUUCGCGCAGCAGUACUGCUGGGACUGCUACGCGUCGUGCCUGGCCGUGGCCUUCCCGAACCCGUUGGUGGGCGCGGCCAUGUUCAUCGGGUGCUGGUUCUCCGGUUUCUUGUUCGCCGGGUUCUUGAUACCGGUAAAAGAUAUCAUCUGGCCGCUGCGGGCGUUCCACUACGUCUUUCCUCUCGGAAAUGCGGCGCGCGGCAUGACGUAUUCCGAAUUCAUCGACUCGAAGUACGACGCCUGCGAUAAUUAUGAUUCUGGCACGUUCUGCUUCUGCGAUGAAGAUGAAGAUGAUGGGAAGGGCUGCGGCGGUCGGGAAGUGCUGAAGAAGCUCGGCAUGCUCUACGACCUGCCUACGGACAAGAACACCCUACUCCUAGAUCUGGUCUGGCCCUUGGGCCUGGCCUUGCUAGCGAAGGCGACGGCCGUCGUCCUCUUCGCGUACUCGUGCCGCGGCACUGCCCUCAAGACGAAGACCGGCAAGGUCACCGCCGGCCCCCGGUCGGCCUGAAAUUGAUCAUACGCCCGCAAGACGGCGCCCUAUCGAUUGCUCUGUACAUGAACUCGCUCCCGCCUCCGACUGCUGUACCCGUAUCGCGUAAUCGUAAGUCUAUGGAAC